This is a messenger RNA of Sphaeramia orbicularis (orbiculate cardinalfish), 939 nucleotides long. RefSeq names its product DnaJ (Hsp40) homolog, subfamily C, member 9 (gene dnajc9). The coding region runs from base 174 to 935 and encodes 253 amino acids. Gene Ontology annotation, molecular function: heat shock protein binding. Lineage: Eukaryota; Metazoa; Chordata; Actinopteri; Kurtiformes; Apogonidae. The transcript has 5 exons. The record is from RefSeq and is a predicted model, not a curated record. Gene Ontology annotation, cellular component: cytoplasm; nucleus.
UGUGCGACAGGCCAGCGCGCCAAAUUAAGCUAGGCGAAAGCUGACAACACUGCUUCAUACAACUUCUGAACCUCUCGUCAUAAGAGGCAGCUUCUUUUACUCACGCGGACGCAUUAAAACAAGUAGUCUUCCAGACAGAAGUCAGCUAAACGCUUAAAAAGCUCUGAGCCAGGAUGGGUUUACUCGAGCGGUGUCAGGAGCUGUUCAAGACCUCCAACCUGUACGAGGUUCUGGGCAUCGGUAAGGAGGCGACGGAGGCCGACGUACGGCGAAGCUACUACAAAGUAUCGCUCAAAGUGCAUCCAGACAGAGCUCCUGAAGACCCACAGGCCACGGAGAAAUUCCAGGUGUUGGGGAAGCUGUAUGCAGUGCUGAGCGAUAAGGAGCAGAGGGCUGUUUACGAUGAGCAGGGAAUCGUGGACGAGGAGUGUGACGCCUUGAGUCAAGAUCGCUGCUGGGAAGACUACUGGAGGCUGCUGUUCCCUAAGAUCACAGUGCAGGACAUCAUUGAAUUUGAGAGCAAGUACAAAGGCUCUGAUGAGGAGCGGCAGGAUGUUAUUCAGCUAUAUGUUCAGCACCAGGGCGAUAUGGACGCCAUCACAGAGUCAGCCCUGUGCAGCUCGCAGGAGGAUGAGCCCAGGCUCUGCAACAUCAUCCAGGACGCCAUCCAGAAAGGAGAAGUCACUGCAUUCCCUGCCUUCACUCGGGAGACGGAAAAGAAGAAAAGAGCUCGUAGGAAGAGGGCUGACAGAGAAAGGCAAGAAGCUGAAGAAUUACAAAAAGAGAUGGGGCUGGGAGAUGAGGAUGAAAGUCUUGCAAUGAUGCUCAAGCAAAGACAGAAGUCCAGAGAGCAGAACUUCAACAGUUUUCUUUCUGACUUGGAAGCAAAAUACUCCAAAAAAAGUGGCGGAAAAGCCAAGAGAGGGAAAAAGUAAAAAA